Molecule: messenger RNA, 3058 nt
Organism: Miniopterus natalensis
Lineage: Eukaryota; Metazoa; Chordata; Mammalia; Chiroptera; Miniopteridae
Gene: LRRN1
Product: leucine rich repeat neuronal 1
Molecular function (GO): protein binding
Source: RefSeq, a predicted model, not a curated record
UCCCGCCUGCUGCUGGGCCUGCUGCUGGCCCCACUGCCCGGGCGCCCCCUGCAGAGCGGCGCCUGCCCGCAGCUGUGCGUGUGCGAGGUCCGGCCCUGGUUCACCCCGCAGUCCACCUACAGGGAGGCCAGCACGGUGGACUGCAACGACCUGCGCCUCACCCGCAUCCCCGGCAACCUGUCCAGCGACACGCAGGUGCUGCUCCUGCAGAGCAACAGCAUCGCCCGGACGGCGGACGAGCUGCAGCAGCUCUUCAACCUCACCGAGCUCGACUUCUCGCAGAACAACUUCAGCAGCAUCCGGGAGGUGGGCCUGGCCAACCUGUCGCAGCUCACCACCCUGCACCUGGAGGAGAACCAGAUCGCCGAGAUGACGGACGGCUGCCUGCGGGGCCUCAGCAGCCUGCAGGAGCUCUACAUCAACCACAACCAGAUCAGCGCCAUCUCCGCGCGCGCCUUCGCCGGCCUGCACAACCUCCUGCGGCUGCACCUGAACUCCAACAGGCUGAAGGUGAUCGACAGCCGCUGGUUCGACGCCACGCCCAACCUGGAGAUCCUCAUGAUCGGCGAGAACCCCGUGAUCGGGAUCCUGGACAUGAACUUCAGGCCCCUCGCCAACCUGAGGAGCUUGGUCCUGGCGGGGAUGUACCUCACCGACGUCCCCGGGAACGCCCUGGUGGGCCUGGACAGCCUCGAGAGCCUGUCGUUUUACGACAACAGGCUGGUCAGGGUGCCCCAGCCGGCCCUGCAGAAAGUCCCAAAUUUGAAAUUCUUAGACCUGAACAAGAACCCCAUCCACAAAAUCCAGGAGGGGGACUUCAGGAACAUGCUCCGGCUGAAAGAGCUGGGGCUCAACAACAUGGGCGAGCUGGUGUCCGUGGACCGCUACGCGCUGGACAACCUGCCCGAGCUCACCAAGCUGGAAGCCACCAACAACCCCAAGCUCUCCUACAUCCACCGCCUGGCCUUCCGAAGCGUCCCCGCCCUGGAGAGCCUGAUGCUCAACAACAACGCCCUGAACGCCGUCUACCAGAAGACGGUGGAGUCGCUGCCCAACCUGCGCGAGAUCAGCAUCCACAGCAACCCCCUGCGGUGCGACUGUGUCAUCCGCUGGGUGGCCUCCAACAAGACAAGCAUCCGCUUCAUGGAGCCGCUGUCCAUGUUCUGCGCCACACCGCCCGAGCACCGGGGCCGGCAGGUGAAGGAGGUCCUGGUCCAGGACUCGGGCGACCAGUGCCUCCCCAUGAUCGCGCACAACACCUUCCCGAGCCACCUGAACGCGGAGGUCGGCGCCACGGUCCUCCUGGACUGUCGGGCGAUGGCCGAGCCAGAGCCCGAAAUCUACUGGGUCACCCCCCUCGGGAACGAGGUAACUGCGGAAACGCCGUCCGACAGGUACAAGCUGAGCAGCGAAGGCACCUUGGAAAUCUCUGACAUACGAACCGAAGACUCGGGGAGAUACACCUGCGUCGCGCAGAACGCCGAAGGGGCGGACACGCGCGUGGCGACCGUCAAGGUGAACGGGACCCUCCUGGAUGGGGCCCAGGUGCUCAAAAUAUACGUGAAGCAGACGGAAUCCCACUCCAUUUUGGUCUCCUGGAAAGUGAACCCCAACGUGAUGACGUCGAACCUGAAGUGGUCGUCGGCCACCAUGAAGAUCGACAACCCACACAUCACCUACACGGCCCGGGUGCCCGUGGACGUCCACGAGUACAACCUCACGCACCUGCAGCCCUCCACCGACUACGAGGUGUGCCUCACCGUGUCCAGCAUCCACCAGCAGACCCAGAAGUCGUGCGUCAACGUCACCACCAAGACCGCGGCCUUCGCGCUGGACAUCUCCGACCAGGAGGCCAGCACGGCCCUGGCCGCCGUCAUGGGGUCCGUGUUCGCCGUCGUCAGCCUGGCCUCCACGGCCGUGUACGUCGCGAGAAGGUUUAAGAGGAAAAAUUACCACCAUUCCUUAAAAAAGUACAUGCAGAAGACGUCCUCGAUCCCCCUGAACGAGCUGUAUCCCCCGCUCAUCAACCUCUGGGAAGGUGACAGUGACAAAGACAAAGACGGGUCGGCGGAGACCAAGCCCACGCAGGUGGACACGUCCAGAAGCUACUACAUGUGGUGACUCGGCGGUUUCGCUUCGGGCAGCAAGGAGCACAAAGACGUUUUUGCUUUUGUUCUGCAAAGGUAACAGGUGGGAGACUUUUGUAUUUUUGACUUGGCUGGCUCGUGGCGGAGCGGCGAGGACGGGUGGAUAUUUCCGAUUUUUUUAGUAUAGCGUCUCGCAAGCGUCUGACACGGCCGACGGCGGGCCCCGGCUUCCGGUGUGUGUUUGCUUUUUUAAUUUUUAUCAUUAUUAGGAUGAUUAUUAUAUGAUGAUGAUGAUUUUGUUUUAGUUGCCGUGCUAAACCCCAUAAUGCUGUUCUAACUACCGUGCUCCGUAAAACGACCAAUGACAGGUUGGGGUCCCCGCGCUUUCACCAGGAGCGUGACCCCCUCCUCUUCUGAAGCCAUCGGCAGGAAGCCCCGUGUCCUCCAAAGAGCUGGCAGCGCCGGUGGCAGCAUCGAACCUCCGCAGCCGUCGGCCUCGGGACCCGGCCUCGAGCGCCGAGGCGAGACGUGGUGCCCGUGCUGAGUGACGUUAGCUGACUUCACUGUAACGUUGUAUCAACUGGACGGAACGUUUGCCUUCGAACAAUGACUUUUCUUUUUUGUAAUAGUUUAAAACAACAGCUUAGAACAAGCUAACAGGCAAUAGAAACAUGUAUAUCAGGUUUUUUUAAUGUAACAAACUCCACGUUACUUGUUACCUUCUUUUUAUCUUUAGUAGACACUUUUAAAAGGAAAGACAAUGAUUUUUGUUGUGUUUAACUCACCAACAUGUGGUGUAUAAUGAAGACAGAACUAUAAUAAAUUAGUUUUGUUCUGAUUUUUUAGAACACUGGCAAUAAUGUAUCAUUUAUAGCUCUUGCUGGCGGUGCGGUGAUAUUUUUUUUCACACCCCUGAAACCAACCACCAAAAUAAACCAGCUGCAGCGCGAUGCUGUAGCCCUUCAAACGCU